Choloepus didactylus (southern two-toed sloth) is the source of this 4262-nucleotide messenger RNA. It is a transcript of the gene VMA21, whose product is annotated as vacuolar ATPase assembly factor VMA21. The record is from RefSeq and is a predicted model, not a curated record. The coding region runs from base 103 to 408 and encodes 101 amino acids. Gene Ontology annotation, biological process: vacuolar proton-transporting V-type ATPase complex assembly. Gene Ontology annotation, cellular component: endoplasmic reticulum membrane. Lineage: Eukaryota; Metazoa; Chordata; Mammalia; Pilosa; Megalonychidae. The transcript has 3 exons.
ACACUUCCGGCCCGGCCGCCCUGACCCGCCGCCUGCCGCGCCCAGCCCAGCCCGCCGCCGCUGCCGCCGCCGCCGAGCGCCUGCUGCGGGCGCGGCGACGCCAUGGAGCGUUUUGAUAAGGCGGCGUUGAACGCACUGCAGCCGCCCGAGUUCAGAACUGAAAGUUCAUUAGCAUCUACCCUGAAGACGCUCCUGUUCUUCACUGCUUUAAUGAUCACUGUUCCUAUUGGGUUAUAUUUCACGACUAAAUCUUACGUAUUUGAAGGCGCCUUGGGGAUGUCUAAUAGGGACAGCUAUUUUUAUGCUGCUAUUGUUGCAGUGGUUGCCGUCCACGUGGUGCUGGCCCUCUUUGUGUACGUGGCCUGGAAUGAAGGCUCACGGCAGUGGCGGGAAGGCAAACAGGAUUAAAGUGAAUAUUACCUUUUGAUAACAUUAAAUUGCUUUUUGAAAUGGUAAAUGCUUCUGGGGGCACUGAUAAUUUGAAUAAAAAAUUGAAAGAACAUGUUAAAAUCAGUCUUAUGGAGUCAUGUUUGGUGCAAAUGUUGAGCCUUCUAAUGCAAUGGUUUGUAUAAUCAAUUUUAACUAUAACAAUCUCCUUUGCAAACAAGAACAUGGAAAAGUUAAAUUAGUUACCAACAAGUCUGUGAAAUUAGUUACACAAAAUUCUGGGAAGAAUUUGAUUAUUUUUACAACAAAAACUGUUUUAUAGCAUUUUGUCUUAGAGUUGGUUUUGAGUGACACUCCUCUAGAGAUAUUGAAAUCUACACAGUGAAGGAAGUCUAAGCUUCGUUUUGUGCUGGAACACUUUGCUUAACUAUCAUGAUCACCAGAUUUUUGGUUUUUAUUUCCCAUGGAAAGUUGCUUAAAUUGUAGACACUGGGAUUAAUCUGAACGCCACCAACGAGUUUCACAUGAAAUGUGAUUCCCUAAUCAGUAGGAGUCUUUCAUUACAUUAUUUAAUGGGAAAGCUAAACUAAAUUAUCUACAUUCAUUUAAGAGGACUCGGUUUCCUUAAGGAUACAGAGAGCAAAGCCAGGUGCUCACCACUCGGGCAGUCAGCCUGCUCCCCAAAGGCCCUACGCAGGCAAGCUUUGUGCUUUUCAGAGCAACUUGUUAAUGAUAUGCUUUGCUCUGUCAUUCAUCAGUGACAUUAGGCUGUAAUUACAAGGUCUGCGUAAACUCUAUUUAAAAAUCUUAAUUUUUCCUGUUUUUUUUUGUUGUAAUAUAUGUGAUAGGAAUUUGCAUUUAAAUGUGAAUUCAUUUUUGCAUAGUUAGGGAGUGUAAACAAUCCUCAAAAUAGAUUAUUUUCAUCAUUUGGGAUUUCUGAUGUAGUAGUCUUAUUAAUCAGAACUAAAUUUUAUCCCAGAUAAGGUCCUUUCCAGGUGAAAUAAAAAGCAAAAACCUGUGAUUUUAUUUUAGAAUCCUUAGUAUUUUUUCCAGCCAUUUGUUCAUAUUGUGUGCAAUCUAAAAACAACCCCCCAAAAUGUUUGUUUUCUUUCCUAUUACAAAACCAUAAUAUAUGUUCACUGUAAAAAAAAUGGAAAAAUACAUAUUAAAAUAUGAAGAAAGUUAAAGUUUCCCAUAAUUUUGCAGCCUAGAGGUAGAGAACCUCUAUUUCAUUUUAUGUCCCAUGCGCAGUUUUGAAGGCCGUUUAAUUAACACUAACACUUUGGUUUAAGUUCAAAUUCUGCCAACAUUACCUAUAGUUACUUGCAAUUUUCAGAAAUGCUAGUUCAUUGUACACUAGCACUUCGGUUUAAGUUCAAAUUCUGCCAGCUUUACCUGACAGCUAUUUGCAAUUUUCAGACAAGUGAUUACUUUGACAUUUUCUUAAGAAGCACUCUCUACCUUAAUCUUGUAACUAGACAUCUCAUUAUUCAAACUUCCUGUUAUUAAUAAUCUUAGUACAGUGGCCCUUGCCUAAGUGUUUUCCAUUACCCAUUUAUUUGUUCAUCCUUAUCAUUUUUAAGAUUGCAGAACUGGACUAACAGAAGGGAAAAAUGAUUAGGCAUAAAAGCCAAGUAGGCAUUUGUGUUUGUUUAAUUGUUGAGAAAAAUAAAAGAUGAGUAUGAUUAUUGUAGGAACAUUUUUUAUUCUUGCUUAUUGUUAAAUGUUAUCUACAGUUUAAAUGUCUCCUUAAAGCAGUUAUUCUAAAAGUAAAGUGUUUUUUAAAAAGGCUGCAAUUUUAAUAUAAUGAUGUUUGAAUCUGGGUAUUGUGUGGUAGAUUUCUAAACGGUCCUCUGUUUAGAUGCCUUGUCGUACUUAAAAUUGUUGUCCAUCUAAUUUUUUUUUUUGUAUAACACCAAGGUUUUUCUUAUACAUUUGGCAUGUUAUAUUCUAUUUGUAAAAUACUGAUGUCCAGUGUUGUAAUAUUUUGUUUGGUUUCAGACAUUUGCUGAGUAGAAAAUGCUGUAGGUAUUUUUCUGCAAGUAUUUAAACCAGGGAUACAUGCAAAAGCAGUUGUUAUUUCCUCUUGGUAAAAAGUACCAAGUGUUUUAAAGUUAGAAUCAUAUACUAGGGUAGAUAUUUAGAGUUAUUACAAAAUAGGCUUAUUUUCAAACCAGUUAGUUUGCUGCUAGUCUUAAUUAUAUUAAAUAACGUGGUAUUUGACAAAUAGAUUUAUUUUUCAAGGUGUUUCACUGGUUUCCUCUUGCAUGAUGUACAUAUUUCAUGAUGUAUAGAAAGGAAAGCUACAGUUUGAGCCCUUAUCAGUGUUUUAAGUAAGGAAUAUAUUCACUUUUAUUUUCCAGCCGAUUGUAAGGGAUAACCUUAGUUAGGAAAUGUAACCUGAAGUUUCAGUACAUGCUACUGAUUUAACACCAUUUACUGUAACACACCACUUUCCUCACUUCCCAUUUUGCCUGUCCAAAAUGUAAUCCUUCUUCCCCAUUGUGCUGAAAAACAAAAUGUCUACUGUGGAAUGCAUCUGAUGUCAUUAGCUCUUCAAAUGGAUGUCAUUUUGUAUGUAAUAGUAGAAUCCGGUUUUGAAUGGUUUCUGAUGAAAUCUCAACCUCCCAUUAAUACCCGUUGUCAGGCCUCAUGGGACUCUAACAGAAAUACAUAGUAAUAAUUGAAAUAGAAUGUUUUCAUCAUAAAAAUCUCAUCAGCCUUGCCGAAAGAAACAACUGAUUGACUUCUUUCCCAUUUAUUUUCCAAUUUCAUAUAAAUUUUACAUAUACAGCUAGGUUACCCAAGGGGACCAGUAAAAACAGCUAAACAAACAAGGCAUACCCAAAGAAAGAUUAAAGCUGAAGGUACAUGAAACAAAGGAUUUAAAUUAUAUUUUAAAUUUAUCUGCUGUGUAUUUCCUGCCUACAGACAAGUUCAUGUCUGUUGUUUUAUUUAUGCUCAAGUGCAGUUGUACACUGUUACCAGGCCUGUUUUGUAAAUGUUUUAGCUAUAGCAGAGAGUUAUUUGCUGGUCUUAGGUCAGCAGCAGACGUCUCUGCUGUCGAGUCCUCUGUGUAUUCCACAAAGUAGUACGACUGUAUUCAGACUUGACUCUUCAAUUCAAGAUAAAUUUACAAGAGCUGGGCUGAAGCAGCACAUUAAUAACUUGUCAAGAUUUCUUUUUCCUUUUUGCAGGGGCAAAGGAUCACCUUAAGAAAUAAAUUAUUUUCAGAGACUUUGGGAAUCUAAUGCUAAAUAUUACAUGUAAUCUAUGACUAGCUUAUCUUUUAUAUAGUCAUUAAAAUGGUCCAGAAUUCCUCUACUUAACAUCACUUCUGGCCAACCUUUCCUUGCUGUUUUGAUGCUGCGUGUACUUAAUAUCUGCGUUCCUUUUGAGAUGUUCUAUAAGUCAUAUUUGUCAGUUAUACGGACUAGUCUUCCUUUUUCCCGAGUUCAGUGAAAUCUCACUGAACAGUAAUAAUAGCAAUAGCUAACAACAUCUGCACAGCACCUUACAAUUUGCAAAGAACGUUCACACAUUCUCCUUUGAGUUUUGCCUAGUGAACCUGUUACGAGAUGUUCUCUUGACAUCGAUGCUAAAAGUGUUAGAAACUAAAUCACUAGAGUUGUUGACUAUGCUGUAGUACUGAAUAGCGCCCUGACUAGGAGAAGGAUUUAGAUGCGCCACGUUUGAAGCCAUGUGUAAUUAUCAAAAUGGGGGGCUUGAGUUCUUUAGCCACUUGAAUCAGAUUUACCUUUGUAAACAAUGCUUUUCUAAACAUUAUCUGAAUGGAUUUUGUAUUUGUUAUGCUCUAGCCUGUAAUUUGUAUAAAAUUGCCAUCUGUUGUCAUUAAAAAAGCGUUCAUAAUGCUA